Motacilla alba alba is the source of this 12603-nucleotide messenger RNA. RefSeq names its product pinopsin-like. The record is from RefSeq and is a predicted model, not a curated record. Gene Ontology annotation, cellular component: membrane; photoreceptor outer segment. NCBI's taxonomy places the organism in Eukaryota, Metazoa, Chordata, Aves, Passeriformes, Motacillidae. Gene Ontology annotation, molecular function: G protein-coupled receptor activity. Gene Ontology annotation, biological process: G protein-coupled receptor signaling pathway. The coding region runs from base 138 to 1199 and encodes 353 amino acids. The transcript is spliced from 4 exons.
GCGCCCCCGGCUCCACAGCGAGCCCCCGCAGCCCGGCCCGCAAGGCGCCGGGGGCAGCGGGCUGGGCGCUGCCGCUCACCGGCGCUCAGGUGCGGCGGUGCCGGCCCGGGCGGGGCGGGCGCGGAGCCGGCGCGGGGAUGCCGGCGCCCGGCGCCGCUGCCGCCUGCGGGAACGGCCGGGACGAGGCCGAGCGGUGCCUGGGCCCCGCGGGGCGGCUGGCGGCCGCCGUGUGCCUGGGCGCCGUGGGCAGCCUGGGCUUCUGCAGCAACCUGCUGGUGCUGCUGCUCUUCUGGCGCUUCCCGGCGCUGCGCUCCCCCAUCAACCUGCUGCUGCUCAACAUCGCGCUCAGCGACCUGCUGGGCUGCGCCCUGGGCACCCCGCUCGGGCUGGCCGCGGGCGCCGCCGCUCCGGGGGCCGCCUGCGCCUGGCACGGCUUCGCCACCGCCCUCUGCGGCAUCAUCUCUCUCAUCUCCCUGGCUGUGCUCUCGUACGAGCGUUGCUGCACCAUGACGAGGACAGCAGAGCCUGACACCACCAACUACAGGAAAGCAUGGACAGGCAUCAUCCUGUCCUGGACAUACUCCCUGCUCUGGACUGUUCCCCCACUUCUUGGCUGGAGCAGCUAUGGGCCAGAAGGAGCAGGGAUAACCUGCUCUGUGAACUGGCAUUCCAAGGAUGCCAACAACACAUCCUACAUCAUCUGUCUUUUCAUCUUUUGCCUCGUAAUCCCGUUUGCCAUCAUUGUCUAUUCCUAUGGCAAGCUGCUCUGUGCUGUCAGACAGGUGAGCAGCAUGCCCCGGGGGCCGGGCCGGGGCCGGGAGCAGCGCGUGCUGCUGAUGGUGAUGGUGAUGGUGCUGUGCUUCCUCCUCUGCUGGCUGCCCUAUGCUGCUGUGGCACUCCUGGCCACCUUUGGGCAGCCUGGGCUCAUCACCCCUGCAGCCAGCAUCAUCCCAGCCAUCCUGGCCAAGAGCAGCACUGUCUACAACCCCAUCAUCUACGUGUUCAUGAACAAACAGUUUUACAGGUGCUUUGUGGAGCUCCUGAGGUGCAACAAAUCCCCCCAGAGCUCCUUGCCCAGGCUGAAAAAGCAACAACAAAACCCAGGCUCUGAAGAGCUCCUGCCAAAGCCCAGCCAAGCCCAAAGGAGAGAUCCAGAGCGUGGUGCUGUAGGAGGGCUCCAAGAAACAAGCUGCAUGUGAGGAGAGGAGGCAAAAGGCUCUCCAGGAGGGAAUGGUCAGCCUGCAGAUGGUCCCUCUCUCCCUGCUUUGGAUUAUGCUCCUCCAGAAAGUCUCGUGUUGCUUUUCAAUACAAACCUGAACAGAUCAUGACAAACUAUGCAGCAUGAAAAAGCUGUACAUAAAAAAGCUCUACUAAAAUUUAAAGUGCAUGUAUCGGUUAUGUUUCAAACUUUAGAAAUUGCAGUUGAAGCUUAGGAAAAUAAGUAUUUUAGGGACUUUUCUUUUUAAUUGUCAGCUUACAAAGUUAGUGCACCAAAAGAUAACUUCCUCCCAGCACUCAGUGAAGAAGCAGCUCUGAAUGCACAGCACUCAGCUGGGUAAAGCCCCUGUCUCUGGGAAUCUCUGGGAAAUGCCACUUUGGAAGCAUUAGGAACAAACCAGAGUGAUCCCAGCCCUUUGGGCAGGGUGGCUCUCAGGGCAUCUGUGGGGCCAGGCCAGCCAGGGAGGCUGAGAGCUGCAGGGCAGCCCUGGGAACAGAGCUGGGAAACAGCUCUGCUUUCACCCUGAGCUGUCCCUGGGACCCCCCAGGGAAGCUGGGGAACCUUCUGCAGGAUCUUCCUCCUGGGCAUCUCUGGGGAUGGAGGGACAGGUGCUGCCUCCGACAGACAGAAAAGCCUUGGAAAGCCCCAGAAGUGCAACUGGAGGAAGAAUUAUAAACAAACAAACAAACAAAGAGGGAACAACCUUCUCCCUCAUCAACUGUGAGCACAAUCUCAAUGUUUUGACAAUAUUUGCAUCCCAAAUUGGAAGGAAAACAUGAAGUGGCACCAUUCUGUGGAAAAUUACUUUUCAAAUCCCAAACUACAUGGGAAUGCCUUCUUUCAGAGGAGUUUCACACAGAAGCAAAUCCACAGCCCUGCCAACACAGCUGUCAAAAACUUGUACCACAGUGCUGUAAUUACCAUAGUUAGCCAACACAGGGGUCUGGGGGAGUGAACACUGUGCAUAUCAUUACCAGGGUACCUGUUCCAAAAGGAUAUUUUUGAUUUUUCAGAUUAUCAAAGCUGUCUUUUUCUUCCAGGGAUGUGGGUUUAUUUUUAUUUUGCAAUAUUAACAAAAGCUCCCUUGUAGUCACAACAUUAUUUCACAACCUAUUUUUUUUUUUAUCCCUAAACCACAAUUGUUCUAAUAACCUAAAUAACACCAAAUGUUUUAAAAUAAAGAAGCAGAAGCCAUGAAUGGAGGUUUUUAUUGAGGUGAUAUUAGUGCAUGAAAUCUAAGCAACAGAUGCACUUACUGCUAAGCAAUGCUAAUCAAUUAUUUAUUCCCAAGCACAUAUUUUUAAAGAGUAGUUUGUUAUUUUCAGAUUAGAAAGCAUGCCAGGAAAUUUUCAGUUCAUCUUUACCCUUGAUAUUGUCUCUAGGUGGAUUGUUUAAUUCCAGCAUGAAUUUCUACAUUAACAAUAGUAUUGCAGCUCUGUGACUGGUGGGUUUUGUACAUGGGGGGAUUUGUUCUUAGAGCAUACAAAUCUGGUGUUGGUAAGUGUCUUGGCGGCUUUAAAUACUUCAUGGUUUGUGAUAAAAAUGUAUGUUUCAACACAAAUUGCUGGUUUCUGUUCCGUUAACCCUGUAACCUGCAGCAAACACCACCUGAGAGCAGCUUGUAACUGCCCUGCUUGGAAACAUGCAGGAUGUUGUAGCUGUAAAUAAAAAUAUUCUCCUGUGGUACCUCACCAGCCUCAUCUCCUGAACAGCUCACUACCACAGCCCUCACCCAAUUCCCACAUUUGGCACCAAAGAGACAGCAGCUGCACCUGGCUCGUGCUGCCCCACAGCUCCUCUGGCCAAUUUGCUGGAUAAUACCAUGCAGGUGACACCAACUUUAUGAAAAGCACACAGAAAAGGCCAUACACAACACCAGCACAAGCAAAACAACACCAAAUUCCCCAGAUUUCAAUUUACAUCUUUACUUGAAAGGGAGGUACAGCUCUCUGCUUUCUGAGGUUUAUGAGCAGAUUGUAAUUUCAUUUCAGCAGGCAGGUUUGCUGCCAUUAAGAGAUGAUCACUUCAUAACCAUUUAUCCAGAUUUUUUUAAACAAAGCACCGUGGCUGUGUAACCAGCAGUACCACAGUGAGUUCAGCAAGCAGUCAAACCUUCCCUUACCUGUUUUUCAGCACCUUCAAUAUAUGAAAAAUUAGCUAAAUGACUGAAAUUCACCUCUUGCACUACUUUGCAUCCUUUUUUUUUUUUUUUUUUUUUUUUUUUUUGUGAUAAGGAAAAGCUAUUUGGCUUUGAAUGAAUGCAUUUCACUGCAUGCAGACCCAAUCCCCAGAGAGCCCCUAGGAUACCCCAAGAGAGACUUUGCUGAGUUUUCAGAUACAACCACAAGAACUGGGUUUACAGUCAAGCGAAACUGAUCCCAGCAAGGAAGUGAACAUUAAACAGUUCAAACAGCCCCAUCUCCUUCAGACUCUCCCUUCUCAGCGUCGGGCAGCAGGAACAGAGGAUGGUGAGGGCACAAACACCACACUCACAGGGAGGAGGGAUCCCUGCAACGUCCCUUGGGACAUCAGAUGUCACCUCCCAGAGGCACAGACCCCCUUGUACUGAUCAGAGGAAAAGCUUUCAAGAGCUCUUUCCUUUUCUAUCUGGAUUGUGGUGGCCCCCUUCCAGGAAGGAAUGAGGAAAAGUCUCUUCAGGCAAUGGAAGUUUUCUCACCACUGAAAGAGAGCUUCAGGCCCACAGUCUGAAACUUAAUUUAAAGCAAAUCAGUUCUCAGUGGCCCUCUGCCUCACCUUGCAUUGAACAGAAGUACCAGCUCAGCUGUAAAAGGCCAAGGUCCCAGGCUAGAACAGAACAAACCCAAGUCCUGCAGGAGCCAGAGGAACACGCUCUGGAGCUGGAGGGAGCCAAACCCCAAGGAAUUUGGGGUUACUGGCCACAUGGGGACAGCCAGCACUCAUUCUGCAGUUACCCUGCAGAGUUUCUGUCAGGUCUGUGUCCAAGACAACCCCCAGACAGGUAGGAAGCUGACACACAUGCUAUUUUCACACAGCACAGGACCAGGGGAGAGCUAAACUUAGUGUGAUUAACACUCACUGCAGUUGCUAUAGUGACUGAUUCUAUUUGCCUGCCACAUAGGCUAGAUGGCUUUUUCUCCCCUAAGCCUUAGAGAAUAUUGCCAAAAAAAGUGGGCAACACCAGUCACACCACUGACAAGUGAAAUAACAUCCAGCCCCCAGAAAGUGCUUUUAUGUUUAUUGGGUUUUCCCAUCAAACUACAAGCAAGUUCAAUAACAGAUGAAUUACACCAGAAUGACACCAGCAGUUUCAGCAGCCAAUAACAAAGGAUUGUGCAACACUUUCAUGAUGUUUUGGCAACCCAAGCAGAGAGAUUAAUACCAGGCAGCCCGUAUCCUUUUCCUGAUUCCUUGGUUUUCUUGUUUUCCCUGAGCACCAGCAAGUCCUGCUGGUAGGGCCAGUUGAAUUUGCAGUUCAUGAACAACUUUUGCAGAGCGCCUUUCAUUUUCCCCCCACAGGUUUUCUUGCAGAAGGCCUUUGAGCACCUUUUCUCAGCAGGAGAGAGGAGGCAGCAUCCAAUUCUCCAGCUCUAGAUCAUCAUACAUGUGCUUGCAUGCAGUUUUACUCUUGAAAGUGUUACUGGUUUAACUUUGCCAGAAGGCUGGAAGGCAGCACUCAGCCAAGUGGGAACUCCUUCUCUCGCAAAGAGUGUCACUUAUCAGUUGUGACUGAAACACAAAAACACUGAUUUAGCAGCAGUGUUGGGACUGCCAGGGAAAUCUGUCACUGAGGUAACAGAGACUGAGAGCUUUUCCAGGUCCUUCCAUGAGAUGUUCCAGUUGGAAGUGGAGCAGAGAGUGUCUUCCAGGCAGCUCUUCAUUAAAAGCUGGCAUUAAUUGUAAUGUUACAAUGUUUGCUCCUCAGCAGAGAGAGGCUGUUUCCAAGGAGGGAAAAUGGAAGGAUGAGGCAAUUUUAGGCCAUCAAAUUCCUUUACUUAGAAGCUGCUUCUGCUUGGGAGAGAAGAACCACUCUGGAGAGCACUGGGGCCCUGGACCUGCCUGCACUGGGACACAGGGGGAAGUUGACUGGAGUUAACUUUGGGGUGUGGAUUUAAAUUUAAUUGGUUGAUCUGCAUUAAGUUGCUUUGAUUCUGAGUUAGUGGUCCUUACUCUACUUUCAGAUAUAAUUAAUCUGAAGUACCUGAUAGUAGAGCAACACUAUUUGAAAUCCAAGCCCACAGGAAGGUUUAACCAAUUAGAAUGGUCUUUUUUUUUUUUUUAAAUGUUCAUUCAGGUCAACCGUCCACAUCCUCACACAGCCAGAAGUCCUCCAAAGGGCAAACCCUGGGGCCUCAGCAGAGUCAGUUCCUUCUAAUGCCAUCAGCUGGCCCUGACCCUGCACUCUUUAAUCUGCAAGAUUAAAGGUCACCACAGCUCUGGACACAUCAAAGGCUGUCCAAAGGCACAGAAAGCUCCUGCCAUCCCUUUCCAUGCUCCCCAUGAGGUGAACACCCCUGCAGUGGUUGUGUUUGGUCACUCAGCAGAGGCAGAGCUGCAGCAGCAGACUGGAGGCAGGGAUGCUGUGAGCAGAGAGCUCCUUCCCAGAGCUCUGCCCAGCCCACCCACACCAUCCCAGGCUGGGGAGCAGCUCCUGCACAGGGCUGCCCUGGACACUGGAGAUGCCCCAGCCCACAAGGGUUUUUAUGAGGCACUGAUGCCUUAGGAUUUUAGCUUUCACAUUUUUCAGAUCCUGUACUACAUUAGUGCCUAACUCCAAACUCCACACAGAGUGUGAGUUACUGUCUUCACAUUUUGGUCAGACAAAACAAUCCCUCAGGGCCUGAGAUCCAAGGACACCCUGCAGCCUCAGGCCACAAAAAGAACAAACAAAAAGUGAACUGGGGGGAACAAACUGGGGGUAAAUGACUUCAUUAGUGAAGCUGUAACUGGAGGAUUAACCCCUGGAAUGUAAAUGGACCAAACUUAUAACUGUCUGGAAAACUGGUGCCCAUUGUCCAGCUUGGGUGUAGCCUCUGGGAGGCUUUGGCUGCCCAAGGUGACCUUUAAUAAAUACCCAAUUUAUUCUCUGCAUCUUGUCUAGCCUCUGUUCAAGGUAGCCACCCCAAGGCAUCAGCACCAGCACUAAUUUGCUGAUGGCCACAGGACAGAGUGAUCCAGCUGCAUGCCUGCAGCACUCUGAGCCACAGCAAAAAUCAAAGAUGAAAACGAAUCCAAAGACCUUGACAAGCUCACAGGAGGCCUCCUGCUGCACUCCAGUGACAGCACAUUUGCCAUGCCACCCUUGGUGCUGCUAACAGAACACAUUUCUCAUGGCUUGCAGUCCCACAGCAGCCAGCCUCACACACCACAAACAUGUUUCCAUCAAACAGCUCAAAGCCUGCUGCUCACACCCAAUGAACCCUUAGAACCCCCCAGGGAUGAGAUUUAAAAGCUGGGAGUGCCUUUUCGAGGCAAAGAUGCUGAAAAAAUCUCCAGUGAUAGGGGUUCACGAAAAAGUCACCCUUAUGAUCUAAAUGUAGUAAAAAUGCACUAAGUGCCAGCCACAAAUACUUCAGCAGAAGUUGCUGUGAUCCAAGAAGAAAAACACCCUUUGAAAGGAGACCUGGGAGGAAUGAACAGAGAGGCUCCUGUUCCACUGGUUCCCAAUUAGCAACUGACACAGUUACACAGCCCUAACUGAUGAACAAUGGAGAAGGAAUUUCAGCAUCUGUUUAAAGAAAGAUGGAAAAUAAAAGAAGAUUAGUAAAGUCAAAGUGCUCACAACCCUGUUCCAUCACAAGAACUGGAAACAGACUUAUACAAGCAUUAGAUGACCAAUUACCUGCCUUUGCUUUGUUGAACUGCCUGAGUUUAACAAGUCAUUCCCAUCAAAUUGGAAUUUGAGGAAACACAGGGAAAAGAUCCUAUCUUGUCCAUUUACAUAACCCAAAUACAGACAGUAAUUUGAGGUAUUAUUGCACAGUGCCUUCUAUACCGACCUCAGAGAGGACUGUUUGUUUCUUUGGCUUUGUUUCUGCACAUCAAUGCUUAAUCCUCACUACAGAGGGGUUUGCUUUCAGGAAGAAACCUCUACAUGUGCACUACUGAGCAGAAGAGGGAUUUAACUCUCCCCUUAAGCUCCAAAGCAAUGAAUCCAGUCAGGCUGCAAGUUUUUCAGCAUAGCAGAAACCAGGUAGGAAACUACUGCAUCCUGAGCCAGUCAGGUGUGAAACUGCCUUCUCCAAAAUCAGCUGUCCUUGGUGAGGAUGUCUGUGGUCUCCUAACUCUUCAGGAGCACAGCAGCUGGAGAUCUUCAGCAGCCUGGUUUUCAAAAGGUGCAGAUUUUGGGGUACUGGAGUCUCUUUGACCCCAGCCCCACACACCUCCAUUCAAGCCUUUAUUUGAAGUAUUUUGAGCAGUUCCCUGAGCAUCAGGGUGGUCAGUCCAAGAUGAGAAGCUGCAUUAAGCCUGCAGGAUUCACCCUCUUCAGUGAGCUGUGCCUCUGAGUAUAAUAAAUGAAAGACUUGGGUUCCUGGCUGGUCUCCCUGAGUGAAGUUCUCAGGCUUGCUCCACAGAAAAAGUCCCUCUGGGCCUUUGAAGAGCCAACCAGCCUAUACACAGCCCAUGAGAAACAUCUUACAAGUUUAAAAUUAGCAUGAAAACCACUGAGAUCUCAAGUAUCUCGGCAGAAUAACAAAAGCUCUUUGCGUGGGAGCCCGAGGGUGACCUCUGUGCGUGUGCUGCACGGAGAGCCCUAUCCCCAGCAGGGCUGAGCUCCCCGAGCAGGGCUGAGCUCCCCCAGCAGACCCUGCCAGGGCACCUCCAUCACCAGCACCCCGUGCCCAGCUCAGCUGGGGACAGGACGUGCCAAGGACCAGGUGACCCCUCGUAUCCAGGGGGCACCCUCCAGUCACAGCAGGGUUUUCUACCUCUAAACCCCAACAGCAGUCAUGGUUUUCACUCUGAAAGAUGAAAACAGAUCUUACAACUGAGAUAUAAAUAAGGGAGAGGAAAACAAAAGAAAAAAAUCAAGAUAACUCCACAAGCAAAGAAGAAGGAGCAGCCUCUGACUUCAACCUCCAUCUUGCUUUAUAUAUAUUGCUAUGUUCUUAAACCUUAAACUAUAAGUUUUCCACCCUGUGAUAUCACACACUUCUACUCAAACUCCACACCCACAAUCCCAGUUCUGUCAUUCCAUUUUGGAAGCCUUCUCCAGGACCUCAGGUCAAUGCAGUGUUCCCCUGGGGGUCAGAGCCUGUCAGCACAGAAAGGCUGAAAUUCUCAGCAGCCAGGGUUCCAACAACUUAUAAAUAUGGUAAAUAACAAAAGUGUUCCCUUCAAUCCAAAAUGAUGAUGAUAGGAUAAAAAUGUAUUUAUGGCAUAAAGGAAGAUUGAUUAGCAACAGAAAGAGCUUCAUUCAAUCUUAAUUCUACAUAUUGAGGUUUUGAAUAUAAUUUGCCUAAAACCCCCCACCACUUUGCAUUAAAAACCAGACAAUGGCACAGUGGUAAAUCAAUGAGAAUAAGAUUAAUCAGACAGGCUUUCCAGUGCUAAAGCAUCUUCAGCUGAGUCUGAAACUGCUGAUGGAACCAGAAGCCCUGGCUCCAGAUUUGGUCUGGUCUGAUCUGAUCUGUCAGGAUCCAUCAUUGACAUCAACAAUUCCCUGCUCCGGGAGAGGGGCACUUGUUUCACACAGCUGCCCCAUGCUCAUCACUGCACAUUUCCAAGGCCCACUCAGCAGGAAAUGCCUCCCCCUCCUGAAUUUUCCAUCUGACCCCGAAGCAGAGGAGAGGUUCACCCCACGCUGCAUUGGGAAGUUGCUCAAUUAACCUGGGAGGUCACAGGCAUGUCUAACAAACAGGGAUCUGUGUUUCCAAGAAAAGAGAGGGCAUGUUUGUUUUAGGGGCACUUCUCUGAAUUUGCUUUCUGGUAACAAUAAAAUAAUUAAGACAAAGGGGACAGAAGAAAUCCACCUAGACCUGCUGGAAGUGACCAGCCAAGUGAGGGGAUUACAGAAAUGGAUGUGCUUGGCCAGGCUGUGCUGCUCUUGAGUGGGUGCAACCCAAGGCAGGAACCCCAAACCCCCAAGUUGGGGUUCUGACCUGCCCCAUCUGUCAAGGCAGAGGUUUAUUUACAGAAUCACUGUCAGACCCAGGCAGGUGACACUGCAGCCUCCAGAGAGCUGGUUUUGAUGAGCAGCUCCCCAGGUCAGGGGUGGGUUCUGCCUUUGGGUGAUGUGCAGCCGUGCAAGGGGAUGCCCUGGAUGCAGUUCAGGUGAGCCCAAGGGGAUUUUAGCUUUUGCCUUUUCACUGAUAACAAAUGCACAGCAGGUUCUCAUGCUGAUGCCCUCCAGAUAUUGGCUUACUGACCAGGACAGCUCUCUGUCUUGGCAGAUAUCCCAAAGCAAAUGCCAUUUCCUACAUUUCAGGCAGAAAUUUCCCAGGAUGACUGGCUGUGACUCCCCUCUAUUCCAACAGGGAUUCUCACCAGUCAGUCCAAAGUUUGGGCUACAGCCACUGCUGAUUUCACUGUGGUUGAAACAUCUAAAAGCUUUUCAGUCAUUUCCCACCACCUAUAUCCUAUAGGAAUCCUUAAAACAGCUUUUUCCAUUUGGAAGGACAAACAGCCAAGUAUCUGCAUCUUUUUCCAAAACCGGGGAGGAGUGGUCUUAAGCUACCCACUUCAACAAACCCUUCUUUUGCAAGUUGCUGUUGGUCUGCAAAUUGGAGCACUAAGAUGCCUUCAGCAAUCCACUCCUGAGCACUGCAGCAGGGAGCAAGGCAAGGCUGAUUUAAAAGCUGGUGCCCCAAGAGUCAGGGAGGGCAGGUGAGGGGGAAAAGCCAUGGGGAGCUCCCUUGCACUGUGGGCUGUUCCCACCUGCACACUGUAAAACUCCUUAGGGUAAAUCAGCCAUCACACUGCCCCUAGUGCUUCCCCAAACAUUCAGCCUGUUGCCAUGCACCUCUCAGGAAGCUGAGCCCCAGAGACACACCUCAGACAUGGCACUUCUUCCCUUCAGCCAAUUUCAGUCUGAGACUGGUGCACUGCUCUUUGCUGCUCCUCCCAGCAAAGAGCAAUAGUGGAUAAAUUAAUUUGCAAUUGGAAGGGUGACUCAGAGCUGAGCAGAGGCAUGCAGUCCUGGGAGGAUAAAUAUAAAUAACUCUGGCUUCCAGGAAGUAUGUCAGAAAAUUAUUAGAAAAAAAGGUGCAAGAGAGGAAAAGCCACAGGCACAUACUUAAAUGGUUGAGAUAGAAGGGUAGAAUUUGUUUUCCCAAUUUAUUGAAAACAGAGACAUGAGUGUCCUGACCCUGUACAACAGAGAAUCUCCCAUGGAGGAGGGAGCUCUCCUGCCCUGAGAGCCUGCUGGCAGCUGGAACCACUGUCCCUGCUGCCCCAGCAGCUGCCCUGUCCCCUGCCCAGAGGCAGCACAUUCCCAGCUGUUCUCCCUUUUCCUCUGCAAGUCCCCAAGAGACCAUGGAAGAAUCCAUCAUGUGUUGCUUUUCCCCACAUUCCAUGGCCCAGCUCACCCAGCAGUGCAGUCCCACCCCUGGGCUGACUCCACACACCUCAAGGUAUUCAGGGGCAGGAGCACUUCAGAGUUUGAGCAGAAACUAAUGAAAUGGGGAUAGGAAACUCCCCAAACAUGGACAAUUGCUGUUCUGAGGUGACAAUAAAUUGCUUCACAUGAGAAAACUAUGAGGCUCCUGGUAUUUUUCCUCAAACAAUUCAAUUUUAAAUACUCAAUUGCUUAGCUUUGUCAUAAGACAGUUGCAAUUGUGCGAGUUUUUAUAACUUGUACCAAAGUCUGCUUUAAUUUAAGUGUGUACUUUACUGUGGGAAGUACCUACUGCAGCUGGAGGGAGGAGGUUGUGAUUUUAUCCCAUUUGAUAUAUUCAAGCCUUUUUGUUUUCCUGAGUUCUUUUCUUCCAGCCAGAUAUCUAAAAGAAUCAGAUUACCAGUCUUGAGAGAGAAACUUGAGAGAGAAACUGAGGAGUAGCUGCGGCAGCAGGCAUUACAAAGCUGGGUUUAGACUAUACUAGUGGCUCUAACAUCCCCAAAUAUUACAAAACUAAACAGCCAAAGAGUGGCAGUGAAAGCACUGACCAACCUAUGACAACCUGAAUGGACUGGAAGCACCGACCUUGGGAACUCAAUUAAGGCAGGCAAAGUUCAUUAAAGAGCAGCUGAAUGAAAGAAACUCAUUUUCAUUUACGCAUGGCCUUUAGCUGAAGUGUGAAGAUCCCUGCUGGUUACACCUGCUCACGUUUUGAAGCACGUGCAAAUGUCUCCACUACCCAAAUCCCAACCUGUGCCCCAUCCUCAAAACUUUUAGGAAUCCUGAAUACUGGAAAAGCCAGGAAUGCCCCUCGCUGCCAUUCUCGCUGAAAACACCCCUGCUUCACUCUGCAGUUUUGUGCUUCUUCCCCUGAUGUGCACACACACACAUCUCGUGGAAAGGCAGCAGGGUCCCAAGAGUGCACAAAGAGCUCAAAUCCCACUGAGUAGCCAAGCUCUGGCAAAGUGGGAAGGAGCCCAGCACUGCAGCACAAAGCCCCUCCCUGCAGGCUCCUCACUCAAAAACCCCGGGGGAGAUGCUCCAGUUCUGCACCAGGCAAGGAGCUGUUCACAUUUGCAAAUGCAAAGUUGCUGGGGCAUUGCAGGAUUUCUUACGGGUGCCUGUGAGUUGGUUCAGAAAAGGAGCUUAAAAUAUUAAUAAUGCAGCAAAAUCCCAUUGACUCAGGACACUCGUGACUGCCAAGUGGGAAGGUGCCUGUCAAGUACUUUGCCAUAUUUACUGUAUGUUGCUGGUAAGGUCAGUUUGGGGCUUUUGUUUUGUUUAUUAAAUAGAAUUUCCUGAAACCGAUUGCACAACUUUUCCCAUUCUCACCCAACGUGCCAUUUCCUGGUUACUUUCCCUGAUGAUUAGUAAGUUUUGUUAUUGUUUAACCAUGAAUAAGCAUCAAGUGCUGCUCUUGGUAGAAUAAUCACCUUCGGGCUUGAAAGGAAGAGCUGUUUUUAAGAGCUGUGUUCUUGGAAAUUCUGCACUCAGUUCUGCCAGAUCACUAUCUUUAUGAAUCAAAGCAAAAGGUACAUUAGCAAACAAACAGAGAGCAAAUUUUUAACUGGACCCGGUCAGACAGAUGUCACCAACUCUACGUGUUUUCAUAAGCACUGCAAUUCUCAGGCUUGCACUGAGCAGUCCCUGGAGGCUCAGCCCUGAUUGAAAGGAAAUUAUAAAGUGUUUCUGGCAUUUGCUGAUCCAUGGAAGAGCUUUGAAGUGCAACUUCAUCACAACUGAAAACCUCAAGCUAGAUACCCAGGUGCUCCCAAGGGCUUUGGGGAGUUUGGAGGGAUUAAGCCAAGCUUUGCAGUCCAGGGAUUUUGUAACAAAACACUUGUUACAA